GUUACGCACGUGUGACAGCAAAAAUUUAAUUCUAUGGAUUCAGUUUCUGCAUUGCACAGGGCCAUUUCUGUUGUUCGACAGAAUGAGUCACAUAAAAACAAUAGAAGAUUUAAAAACAUCAGUUGCUGAAUUAGCAAGCCUGAUGGAUGAUACUUUCACAUGCUGCAAGCGGAACUAUGAUGCCUUGCUACCAUACAUUGGGAAAAAGGAAACAAAUUUUAAAAUAUAUCACAAAUUAAUAAAUGUUAAUAUAAUGUUGAACAAGUUAAGUGAAGAACUUGUAGGACUUAGAGUUGAAUAUGUAACUCUGUCAUCGUAUGAACAAAGAAUGGAGAUUGCUCUGUUUGAAGGAGGUAGAAAGAGAAGAAAGUGUGAUGUGCUCGAGUUAGGCAGACAUGAGACCAAAAGUAUAAAAAUGGAAGUGCCAUAUUCUGAUAACACCAAGUGUUGCAUUUCAUUAACUUCAGAGACUGGAAUCAAUAUGCAGUCAAAGAAUUUGGAAUCUGAGGAUACUGAAGAAACUAGACAGUCACCGUUGCCGAAGUCAGACAUACACCGGCCAAAAAACGUAAAAACAGAAAUACAAGAUUCAAAUGAAGUUGAAAAUUUAUUUGUUUUUCCCAUUGGUAAUAAUGAUAUUCCUGCAGAUCAAACAUCAUGUGAUACUAGAAAUAAUAGAGUGACAGUUUGUUUUGCUGGUGAUGAGGAAAGUGCUUCUGUGGCAAGUAGACUUGUGAGAGACAAUGCUUAUGAUGAACCAGGUGAUACGAUUACUCAGAGAGAAAACACUGAAGAGUGUUUCCCAUUGGAAAGUUUGGGAAGUCAGACUAGCAAUCAAGAGAAGUACGAAGACAUUGGCAGUGUUCUUCAUGAAGAUCAUAGCAUUCGCAGAUAUCUAGGAGGAAAAGUUGAAUCAUUACAAGGGAGAUCAAACACUGGUAACAAAGAAAAGAAAAGAGCUCCCGAUUUUCCUAUCAUAUAUGAAAAUGGUCAGAGUUCAGAGGAAUUGUGUGAUGCAGGUGAUGAACUGUAUGGUAUUGUAAGGCACCAGAAUGGGAGAUUUAAGUGUACAUUACGCAAUGAUGGACUUGUUAAUUACCAGGCAGUGCCUGUUUGUGUGAAAAGAAAGCAGCAUAAAAGGAAACGAAAAAUUUCCAAGAAGAACAGUUGUGCCACAGUUUCUGAAGUUCCAGAUGUUAGCUGUGAAGGUGAAUUUGUUAAUUACCAGGCAGUGCAUGGUCAUUUGAAAGGAAAGGCAUACAAAAUGAAACGAAAAACUGCGAAGAACAACAGUUGUGCCAGAAUGUCUGAUGUUCCAAAUAACAGCUGUGAACAUGAACUUGUGAAUUAUCAGGCAGUGCAUAGUCUUUCGAAAGGAAAGAUGCAUAAAAUGAAACGAAAAGCUGCCAAGAAGAACAGUUGUACCAGAAUGUUGGAAGUUCCAAAUAACAGCUGUGAAGGUGAACUUGUUAAUUACCAGGCAGUGCAUAGUCAUUCGAAAGGAAAGAUGCAUAAAAUGAAACAAAAAACGGCCAAGAAGAACAGUUGUGCCAGACUGUCUGAAGUUCUAAAUAAUUGUUGUGAAGAUAAACUUGUUAAUUACCAAGCAAUGAAUGAUCAUCCAAAAGAAAAGAAGGAUAAAAUUAAACGAAAAACUGCCAAAAAGAACAGUUAUGCUAGAGUGUCUGAAGUUCCAAAUAACAGCUGUGGAGGUGAACUUGUUAAUUCCCAGGCAGUGCAGGGCCAUACAAAGCAAAUAAAGCCUAAAAAGAAACGAAUAACUGCCAAGAACAGUGGUGCCCAAAAGUCUGAAGUUACAAAUAGCACCACACAGUGCAAGGUCAUGUGAGAGGAGAGAAGCAUAAAAAAGAAAGACAGAUACUGCCAAGAAGAACAGUUGUGCCAGAAUCUGUAGUUAGGAAUAACAGCUGUGAAAGUACAGCAUCUGUUUCUGUAUGGCCUGCUAUUUCCUGCUUAUUUACUGACUGUUGUAGGGUACAGGUACCAAACAAUAUCAGUUAAACGUGCAAUCAGGUUAGUUGAUGUAUGAAUGUAUGUACGUGCAUCAUUUCAUGUUAACAAAAAUUUUUCAGGUUUCAUUUAGGAUAAAUAAUCUCUUCCCUUUGUAAUGAACUGGUAAUAAGAUAAAUACCCAACAUAAAGGACACACGUUUCUAGGUAGGCUAGGUCAUCUUGAUCAGAAAGGUAUAUUACGAAACGUUGAACUGAAAAAUAAAUCCUGCAGUAACUGUUGGAAAUACCAGUCAGUCUAGAGAACAUUGUUUGCAGUACUCAGUUUAUUUUGGAAGACAAUGUUUUUUGUAGUGUGUGCAACUUUUUCUGUGAAAGUACAGCAGCAUUAAGUCAUAUGAUGUGCAAACUGACUCAAGAAGUUAGAUGAAAUGAUAAAAAUCAAUAUAGAGCCAACAACCAUAACAAUAUGAGAAAAACUGAAAGAUUCAAAGUAAUGUAUGUGUGUAUUAUGAACUUAUUUUCAGUGUAAAUAUGUUAUUUCCAUUGACCAUUUGUUAAUGUAGUGUGAUGACCCAAUGUUUAAGUGUCAAGACAGACAUUGGAUAGCUCCUGAAUAUGAUCCUGUGUCUUGUAGGUUUUUGUGUUACGUAAAAGACAAUACUCAGAUGAAAAUAUUUUAUAUAAUUUAACUGCAUAUCAGAGAAAAGAAGUCCUUUUGUGUUCAAGCCCCCCCCCCCCUUCCUCAUGUACCUCCCCCUCUCUCCCUCUCCUCCCCCUCUCCCCCGCCCUCUCCCCUUUAAAUGUAAAACUGCAAGAUUUGUGAAGUGUUGUAAAUGUAUAUUACAUAAAUCUAAGAUACCUACUGAUUAUUGAAGUUUGAGGUCCUGGCAAAAACUGUGAAGAAAAGAUUACUUCGUACAAGUGUUAUGCAAAUGUGUCACCAAGGAGCAUAUGUUUACGAAUGCACCAUAUGGGAAAGUGAAACGAAAAUUAGUGACAUGACAAGAGUGAGAUAAAGUAAAAAUAUCAGAGUUAAUUAAGGAGGAAAUCAGCUGUGAUUUUCCCAUAAUUACAGAUAACUAAUUUGCUCCUGAGGUAUCACCUUCACUUUAGUUGGCUCAGCAUUUUAUUUUUUCAUGACCGGAGAAGAUCUGGAGAAGCUCAAACUUCAUUUGGAAAUUCUGCAGUAGGUGCAGGUUUCAAAUACAAUAACUCUUCAGAUUAAUAUCUAUUUAUAAGGAACACUGCAAUAAUCUCUCAACUUCAAUCUAAAUGUCCACUUGACAGCUCAAGACAUAACAACAGAAUGCUAACACCUAUUUAACAGCUAAGUCUUUUUCUCUUGUUUUUGGUGAAAUCAGCCGCACUGUCAAGACGUGCUCUUUAUUUGAUAGUGUGUCCUUCU
Messenger RNA from Schistocerca piceifrons (Central American locust), 3379 nucleotides. RefSeq lists its product as uncharacterized. The record is from RefSeq and is a predicted model, not a curated record. The transcript has 2 exons. Lineage: Eukaryota; Metazoa; Arthropoda; Insecta; Orthoptera; Acrididae. The coding region runs from base 83 to 1849 and encodes 588 amino acids.